ACGAUGAUAUUUGCCAUUGAAGAAGUAAACCAGAAAGUGAACUUCCUCCCGGGGAUUACACUCGGGUACCAGAUCCACGAUGACUGUUCAUCCCCCGCGAUCGCCUCGAAGGCAGCAUUCGCUUUGAUCAAUGGAGAAGAAGAAUCAAUUGAAUACCCUGAAUGCAGAGGUUCCUCUAACGUCGCUGCCAUUGUUGGCUGCGAUAUAUCUACAAGUUCCAUUGUUACAGCAAGGACAAUUGGAUCCUAUGGAAUUCCAUUGGUUAGUUAUUUCUCUACCUGCUCCUGUCUCAGCGAUAAGAGAGAAUAUCCCACGUUUUUAAGAACGAUCCCCAGCGACCAGUACCAGUCGAAAAUACUUGCUGAAUUGGUGAGAACCUUUGGCUGGACUUGGAUUGGAACCAUUAGAAGUAACACUGAUUACGGUAUUUUUGGAAUGAAAGGAUUUGUGGAACAUGUUGAAAAGUUUGGGAUUUGCAUUGCCUACUCCGAGUCAUUUUAUAGGACCGACCCACCAGCUAAAAUCAGGAAAAUUGUCAAUGUGAUUAAACAGGCAUCCACCAAAGUGGUGGUGGCCUUUGUUCACGGUGGUGAUAUGCGAAUUUUAUUGGAGGAGAUUUGGCGCCAAAAUGUAACCGGCGUACAGUGGAUUGGAAGUGAGGGUUGGGUGACAGAGGAUCUUCUCCCGCCUGAACAAAGAUCAAUCUAUCUCGCCGGGACAAUUGGUCCAGCUACCCCCAGGACCGAGAUAGCUGAACUCAGAGAUUAUCUUCAUACAGUCCAGCCUUCCAACUUUCCUGGCAACAAUCUGGUAACGGAGUUUUGGGAAAACCUCUUCACUUGCAGUUUUACCACGGACAAUCGGAAAAAUUUUACAGGUCAAUUUCGACAAUGCACAGGGAAGGAACAGAUGGAAGGGACAAAAAGUGCUUACCUACCGGAGAUAAUGGAUGGAAGUUCAUAUCACGUAUAUAAAGCGGUGUUCUCCAUCGCUCACGCACUCCACAACCUGUUAACGUGUGCAGAAGGCAACGGACCAUUUAUGAAUGGGACUUGCGCACAUAUUGGAAAUUUUGAGCCGUGGCAGUUGCUACACUACCUUCGCACGGUGAAUUUCACAACAAAAACGGGAGAAGCCGUACAGUUUGAUGCAAAUGGUGACCCUGUGCCAAGAUACGAACUCGUGAAUUUACAAAGGAAUUUCAAGGGGAGCGUUGAUAUUGUAAAUAUUGGUUAUUAUGAUGGUUCGGCUCCGACAGGGCGGGAAUUAGCAAUGAAUGUCGAGCAAAUUGCAUGGAACACAGCAGGAAAUACGAUCCCACAGGCAGUUUGCUCAGAACCCUGUCUUCCUGGAACAAGGAAAAUCAGCCGGAAGAGGCAGCCAGUAUGUUGCUUUGACUGUGUUCAGUGCGCCGAUGGUGAGAUUAGCAACGUCACUGAUUCCACGGAUUGCAUCAAAUGUCCCUCAGAAUAUUGGUCCAAUCAGGCAAAAACCCAAUGUGUUCUCAAAACAGUUGAGUUUCUCUCCUUUCAUGAAUUUCUGGGGCUUGUGUUAGUCACACUUACUUCAAUAGGAGUCUGUUUUACAUUGGCUACUGCUGCGAUUUUCUUCCGAUAUCGAGGAACACCUAUGGUCAAAGCGAACAACUCCGAGCUCAGUUUCCUGCUGCUCUUCGCUCUUUUGCUUUGCUUUCUUUGUUCGUUCAGCUUUAUUGGAAAGCCAUCCGGUUGGUCUUGCACAUUGCGCCGCAUGGCUUUCGUUGUUGCGUUCGUUCUUUGCAUUUCCUGCAUCUUAGGCAAAACCAUUCUUGUCGUGGUUGCCUUUAAGGCAACUCUACCCAACAGCAGCGUGAUGAAUUGGUUCGGACCGGCGCAACAACGCCUGGGCAUCUUCGUCCUUACAUUUUUGCAAAGUGCGGUUUGCGUUGUCUGGCUGUGUAUGUCGCCUCCGUACCCUCUGAAAAACAUGAGCCAUUACAGAGACAUCAUUAUUCUGGAAUGUGACGUAGGCUCAUUGACCGCCUUUUAUUUAGUCUCGGCCUAUAUUGCUCUAUUGUCAACUGUGUGUUUAGUGCUUGCAUUCUUUGCCCGGAAACUCCCGGACAGUUUUAACGACGCCAAAUACAUCACAUUCAGCAUGUUGAUCUUUUGCGCUGUUUGGAUAACAUUUAUUCCAGCUUAUAUCAGCUCCCCAGGGAAGUAUACCGCAGCUGUAGAAGUGUUCGCUAUCUGGGCAUCAAGCAUCGGUCUGCUGGUCUGUAUUUUUGCACCUAAAUGUUACAUUAUCUUACUGAAACCGCAGUACAAUACAAAGAAGCAUGUGAUGGCUACAGGAACUUAA
Molecule: messenger RNA, 2340 nt
Organism: Hypanus sabinus (Atlantic stingray)
Lineage: Eukaryota; Metazoa; Chordata; Chondrichthyes; Myliobatiformes; Dasyatidae
Product: extracellular calcium-sensing receptor-like
Exons: 5
Coding region: 4-2340 (778 amino acids)
Biological process (GO): G protein-coupled receptor signaling pathway
Cellular component (GO): membrane
Molecular function (GO): G protein-coupled receptor activity
Source: RefSeq, a predicted model, not a curated record